AUGAAUUCUAAUCAUUAUUGUUUAAAAAUCAAUAAUUUUUUUUUUUCCCUCAAAAUCGCAUGAAAAUACCGUCAUAAAAUUUUAAAUUGUGACAUGUGCGAUUUUAAUUGUAUGUUCAAAAUAAGUAUUAAUAAGAGCCAUAUACUAUUCGAGCUAAGGAAACUAUUAUGGCAAGCAAACAAAUUCAAAAGAUAUAACAAUAGAGUAUAUUUAUAUAUAUAUAAAAUUAUUUCAAAAAUUGUAGGAAAAAACCAAAAAUGUCUUUUUUUUUUUGAAAAAAUCGCAUGAAAAUACCAAUAG
Blepharisma stoltei is the source of this 300-nucleotide messenger RNA. The record is from the annotation of a GenBank genome assembly. NCBI's taxonomy places the organism in Eukaryota, Ciliophora, Heterotrichea, Heterotrichida, Blepharismidae.